CCGAGAUGCGCAGAAGCGGACUACCGUAGAAGGUAUCAGCAAGAGGAAGAGGAUCGGGGGGCCAAAACAGCGAAUCUUGCAAGUCGAUGGCCUGCAGACGUAUCCCCCCAGCCAUGUUGCAUUGCCGAUAGGAUUCCAUGGAUCUGAGUUCAGGCAGCCUUGCGGAUCCGACGACCAGUCCUCGGUAGCGUGGGACUCUCAUCACCAGCAGCAAUACGCACACCAACCAUCCCAUUCAUAUUCAUCCCUCUCGUCUAAUGGACACUCGUCAUUCAUGAGAAGUGCCUCCAACGGUGCAUUUGAUGGAUCCGGGUACUAUUGGGAUACACAGCAUCACCAUCGCUAUCCUUCUCAGGCGCAGCCUUCGUACUUCCGGGAGGAGCAGCUUCAGUACUCGUCCGCUCUGCAGCAUGGACUCCCACUGCAGCAUCUCCAGUAUCAACCAUACCACCAGUCGUAUCACUGCCACGGGCCAACAUCUAUGGUUCACUCCAACACCAACACAUAUGUUCCCGAGACCGAUACAUGUUCAUCCACAGCCAUGGUCUCUAACACGACAACCACAACGGGUUUGUUCCCAGAGAUUCAGGGAUCGGCAGAGACAUCGUCGUCAGCCAUUCCAGCCGCCAUGUCACAUCUGUACCCGCCAAUUUACCCAUCAUCAGAGCCCUCGAGCGAGCCUCUGCAACGCGACGAUGUGGUUCCGAUCGAUUCUCAAGCGGGGGAGCAAGGGUUCAAACAUGUCGCGAACCCGAACGCGACAUCCUCUUCCCCGCUGGUACGCCCGCGAUUGUUUUCAUCGCCUCUUGUUCACAUGGGCGAUGAUGUUCUCAAGGAGGAAAGGAAGAAAGAUAGAUACGUUUCAAUUGAUACGGUCGGCACGACUGGCAGUGAGUUAUCGUCUGUGCAGGAUUAUGCGUCGGAUUAGGAGUAGAGGGAUCGAGUUGCCAUUGGCUCAUUUUUUGUGUAGGAGACGCGUCGGAAAAAAAAAAAAAAGAAA
This is a messenger RNA of Gamsiella multidivaricata, 1000 nucleotides long. RefSeq lists its product as uncharacterized. The record is from RefSeq and is a predicted model, not a curated record. The coding region runs from base 275 to 928 and encodes 217 amino acids. The transcript has a single exon. NCBI's taxonomy places the organism in Eukaryota, Fungi, Mortierellomycota, Mortierellomycetes, Mortierellales, Mortierellaceae.